Spodoptera exigua (beet armyworm) is the source of this 2865-nucleotide messenger RNA. The record is from the annotation of a GenBank genome assembly. NCBI's taxonomy places the organism in Eukaryota, Metazoa, Arthropoda, Insecta, Lepidoptera, Noctuidae.
AUGUUCCUGAGUGCUAUAGGCUGUAAAACAUCACGCUACGAUGAAAUGGAGCUGCGCAGCAGAAUGAACUACACAGCAGAGAAAUCACCCUUAUCGCAGACGCCGGUCACUCGGGAGAAGAUGGAUAAAUGGGUGGACGCCCAGGUCAAGGGGGAGAAGUUGGACAUCGAUGUCUACGGGAAACCGACAGACAAGAUGCUGAAGGAACUGGAGAACGUCAGGAAUUUAAGCAAAGAGCUGCAGGACAAUCUUCAUGAAUUGGAGAACUCAGUUCGCAUUGCCGAAGUGGAGAACCAAGCUAUGAACCCAACAGCUCAGAUCCUGGACUUCUCAGAAGACCAUGAGUUCGUGCCCGACAACAAGGACACUUACUACGCAGAAGAAGACAAAUUGGACGCUAAAGAAGAGGAGAAGAAGAAGCUAACUAAGGGUAAAGGCCCUAAAACUGAGAUCCAAGAGUUUUAUAAGGAUCAGUGUGUGUUUUUGACUGGUGGUACAGGAUUUUUGGGGAAAGAACGAAGGUAUCCAACCAGCAUGAUACAAGUGUGGGAGAGCCAUGCUUCGGCACGAAUGGGUCGGCUCGACCGGAGUGAUACCACGGCCUCACAGAAAACCGGCGUGAAACAACCACAGCGUUGUGUUUCGCCGUUUCUUGUUUACGAAGUGUGGGAGAGCCAUGCUUCGGCUCGAAUGGGUCGGCUCGACCGGAGUGAUACCACGGCCUUACAGAAAACCGGCGUGAAACAACCACAGCGUUGUGUUUCGGCGUUUUUAAUAGAAAAGCUGAUUCGUUCCUGUGGUGACAUCAACACUAUUUAUGUUUUGGCAAGAAAUAAGAAAGGCAAGGAUCCUAGAGUACGGCUGCAUGAAAUGAUGGAUGAGUUUCUUUUCCACAGAGCUCAUGAAGAGAAUCCAAAGGGAAUUCACAAAGUGGUCCCGAUAUUAGGAGAUAUGGAACUGCCGGGAUUAGGCAUCAAUGAAGAAGACAGGAAGAUGUUAGCAAGCAAGGUUACAAUAAUUAUCAACGCUGCUGCUACAGUGAAAUUUGACGAAAAACUCUCAGUUUCUACGGCAAUAAAUGUGAAAGGGACUAAAGAAGUCCUAAAAUUGGCUAAGGAGUGUCGGAACCUGAAAGCCAUCACCCAUGUCUCCACAGCUUUCUCAAAUACACAAGUCAAACAUAUUGAAGAAAAGUUUUACGAGCCCCCAAUGUCAGUGGAAGCUCUGGAAGCUAUUUCGGAAGUUGAUGAAAAACUGGUGGAAAGCAUUUUACCUACACUUCUAGGAUCUCGUCCGAACACCUAUUGUUUUACCAAAGCCGUAGCUGAAGAGGCUGUCAGGACUUAUGGGGAAGGACUCCCGAUCUGCAUCGUCAGACCUUCCAUAGUUGUAUCUACAUAUGAGGAGCCCGUGCGAGGGUGGACGGACAGUGUCUAUGGACCUACAGGGCUGGUCGUCGGUAUCGGAACUGGGGUUCUUCGUACUAUGUAUAUGGAUCAGGAGAAGGUGGCUGAUAUGGUGCCAGUGGAUCUCUGCGUCAAUGCCAUCCUCGCCUCAGCCUGGCACACUGCCAAGAAUUAUAAGGAAAACCAAACUUCACACAUACCUAUUUACAACUUCGUGUCUGGAGCGCAGAAUCCCCUAACUUGGGGAGAGUUUAUCGAGAGGAACCGCAAAUAUGGCAUCGAUAAACCAACCACCAAGGCUGUCUGGUACUACGGCUUAAAUCCGACGAAUAAUUAUUAUUUGUUCCUUUUCUACAACUUUUUCCUGCACUACUUGCCGGCUUUGAUGAUCGAUACAUACUGUGCUAUCACCGGAAAGAGACGAGCAAUGCUGAAGCUAUACUCAAAAGUAAUGAAGCUCGCGAAUAUAUUGUUCUAUUUCUCGACUCAAGAUUGGAAGUUUUCUGAUAUGAAUGUAAGGAAUAUGUGGAACUCGCUCUCUGACGCUGAUCGUGUCAUUUUCCCGUUCAGCAUAGGAGAAAUGUCCUGGGAAUACAUGUGUGAAACAUUCCUAGUUGGUCUACGAGUGUACCUUAUAAAAGAUGAUCUUUCAACUUUACCUGAAGCCAGGAAGAAGUGGAACAAGUUAUUCUACCUCCAUCAAACCCUGAAAGCCAUCACGUUGUCUCUAGUUGUUUACUUAACUUACUUUGUUUUACAGCCAAUAAUCGCUCUUGUGUUCAACUGAAAUUAUAUGAAGCUAUAAAUUGGUAUAAAAUUGACUAUAAACUAAGUAACUUGAUAUAAUGAGAGCUAAUGUUUUUUCUGCUCAAUAGAUGGCGUUAGUGUGCACUUGUCGUCUUUUCGUCCAAUAGGAAAUUAGCUAUGGUCUGUUAGUUUAAUAAACUUAGAGCAGAUUUUUCAAUGGUUUAAUAAACGUUACCUGGGGAAUAAUUAUGAUGCUGUCGCGUCAGAAUGUUUGUAUAAGACAGUGACAGCAACAAUUUUAUUCCUCAGAUAACAUUUAUCUGACUAUUGAAAAAUCAGCCCUAAAUGACUUAAAAUGUUAGCAUGUCUUUUUAUCCAAAAGCUUUUUAAAAUGUACAUGUAAAAAUGUUUACAAUUUAGUUUCGACCUGAAUCGAUGUUAGCUAAUAAGCUAAAUUUAAAUAAUAUUUGUAUGUUUUUUAUACGACCUCUUCAAUAAAAUAUAAAAAGAUACAGCGAAAUUGUUUACCUUUAGGUAACCACCUAAACUGGUAGAUCAUAGUGUAUUACUAUUGGUCACUCAAAUUUCAUGAGUAACGGUGAUUGUCCAAUUACAAAUAAAUAAAUCGCGCUACAUUAACGCCAUCUUGUGAGCAAAAACGUUAGUUCUCAUUAUAAAUACCUACGUCCGAUGAAUUUUUAUUACAAUUUUU